This is a messenger RNA of Zophobas morio, 3315 nucleotides long. RefSeq lists its product as uncharacterized. Bases 1 to 3315 code for a protein of 1104 amino acids. NCBI's taxonomy places the organism in Eukaryota, Metazoa, Arthropoda, Insecta, Coleoptera, Tenebrionidae. The transcript has a single exon. The record is from RefSeq and is a predicted model, not a curated record.
AUGGGGGAAAUUAAACUUUUGGUUAGAAGACGAGCUGCGAUUAAAACUAAAUUAACUAACUUUUGCAAAUUUAUAUCGGACCCCGAAAAUCAGAACAGAAUUGCUGAGAUAGAAGAACGAAUAAGUGCAAUCCAACCUUUGUUAAAAGAAUUUGAAAAUAUCAAUUUAGAAAUUAUAGAAACCGAUGAGUCUCAUGUUAAAGAUGAGGACUCAUUCGAGUUCGAAAAUAAAUAUUUUAAGGCCAUCAGCGAGGCCAAACAACUUAUUCAAAAAAAAGGUAUCGAAGUAGACACAGUUGCUCAGGCAAAUUCGAAUCAAAACAAACCCGAUUCUAUCUCCAUCAAAUUGCCUGAAAUUUCUAUACCGGCUUUCAGUGGUGCAUUCACGGAAUGGAUCAGUUUCAGGGAUUGUUACAAAUCACUUAUCCAUGAUAAUCAAAGUUUAAAUCCAGUUCAGAAAUUCCAUUAUUUGCGAGGUAGUUUGACAGGAGAUGCACAAAAAACAAUUAGUCACUUAGCACCAACCACAGAUAAUUACUUGUCAGCAUGGGAUUUACUAACGGAAAGAUAUGAGAACAAACGAAUUAUUAGUCAGCAUCAUAUUAGAGCAUUAUUUUCACUACCACAUAUCAAUUCAAGAGACUCAAAAUCCUUACGUUCGUCCUUACAGAUCGUUAAUUCUAAUAUCAAGGCUUUAGAUGCUAUAGGGCGUCCCACAAUGCAAUGGGAUGAUUUGCUUGUUUACUUAAUUUCUAGUACAUUUGACGAGAGUACCACUAUCGCUUGGGAAAGUACAUUAAAUAGUACCAUUCCAACUACAAAAAAUAUUCUCGAUUUUCUUACGCAACGAUGUCAAAUGUUUGAAUCUUUCGAACUAAACCAAAUGAGCAAUAAAAUGAAUACAAAUAGUUCAAACAAACACAAAUCUUACCUCCACAAUAAUCAGUUCAACAAUAAAUCUGCAAGCCAUAUUGUAAAUGUGUCGCAGACCAAUCAGAUUACGUGCAACUAUUGUAAAUUACAACAUAAUAUUUUCAAUUGUCAAAGCUUUCUAGGCUUAACCUCUGAACAGAGAAUAAGUGAAUGCAAAAAACGUAAACUUUGUAUUAAUUGCUUACGUAGCGGACAUAAGGUAGAAAACUGCAAUUCGAGCAAUUGUAGAAAAUGUAACCGUCGCCAUAACACACUAUUGCAUGUAGAUCUUAAUCAAAAUAAUUCGCCACAACCCUCCUCGUCAUCGAUGAGUAAUUGCGCUCAAAUCUUAAAUAAAAAUGUUGUUUUAUCAACAACACAACUUUUAGCAUUUGGGGACGACAAAAUUCAGGGUAAGCAAUUUCGAGCCUUAUUAGACAAUGGAUCAGUUUCAAACUUUAUAACAGAAAGGGCGGUGAAAAAGCUAAAUUUGCGCAAUAUUCAUAAUAUCCAAUUGCCUCUCAUUGGCAUCGGAUGCAACUCUUCAGUAAUUAAUCAUGCCGCAACAAUUCAAAUUGCAUCCGUAUGUUCGUCAUUUAAAGCAACAUUAGAUUUUUUGAUAGUUCCAGAAAUAACGGGAAACGUACCCAACUCGUCAUUCCCCACUUUACAAAAUUUACCCGAUAACAUAAAAUUAGCAGAUCCGUUUUACAACUUAUCGCAGCCCGUGGAAAUUCUUAUCGGUAACGAAAUAUUCUGGAACAUUAUUUGCAUAGGACAAAUCCGCAUUCACCGACACGGGCCGGUUCUUCAAAAAACACAGUUUGGAUGGGUUAUUGCGGGAGUAUUGAAUAAUUUCAACACAAACACUUCAACUUCUUGCAAUCUUUCAAAUACAGAUCUUGAUGUACACCUCAAAAAAUUCUGGGAAUUAAAAGAAGUGACAAACAUAUCCGACCCAGUUUUUCCUGGCGAUAAUCGCGACCCUUGUGAAAAGGUAUUCAUCGACACUUUCACGCGAGAUUUAUACGGCAGAUUUCAGGUGAAACUGCCCAUCAUAAACGAACCUCCGGAUUUGGGUUCUUCGAAGGAAAUUGCACUAAAAUUAUUUUAUAAUCUAGAGAAACGUCUACGAAAAGAUCAUAAUUUGUUUGAACAAUAUUCAAAAUUCAUGGCUGAUUAUUUAGAUCUAGGGCACAUGACCCAAAUAAAUUAUCCUGACGAAUCAGGUUAUUUUGUAAGCCACCAUCCCGUCUACAACGAAUCUUCCCUCACAACUAAAUUAAGAGUUGUAUUUAAUGCAUCUUUGAAAACAACUAACCAUAAAUCAAUUAACGAAAAUCUUAUGGUUGGCCCUAACCUACAGCAAGACUUAUUUAGCAUUCUAAUUCGGUUCCGAAUUCACAAAGUUGUAAUAACCGCGGACGUAAAAAAGAUGUACAGGCAAAUAUUGGUGCACCCUGAUCACCGCAAAUACCAACAAAUAUUUUGGCGUUUUAACUCCACUGAUGAGGUAAAGGUUUUUGAAUUAAACACAGUGACGUACGGAUUUGCGAGUUCAUCAUAUUUGGCAACUAGAUGUUUGCAAGAGUUAGCAAAUCUCGAAAAACAAAACUUUCCUGAAGCGGCAAAUAUAAUUUUACGGGACUUCUAUGUAGAUGAUUUAAUUUACGGGGCAAACGAUAUUAACCAUGCAUCUCAAAUACUAAACGACAUUAAGGGAAUUUUAAGCAAGGGCGGGUUUGAACUGCACAAAAUUAAUUCAAAUCAUUUACCUUGCAUAGACUCCACCUCAACACCGGGAAUCAUAAACCUUGACAAACAAGCUGCAGCCAAAACAUUAGGACUUUUUUGGAACAAUUGUAAUGAUACCAUCCAAUAUUCGAUCUGUUUAAAAAAUCCUAAAUGCCAUAAAAUAACAAAACGGGGAGUUCUGAGCACCAUUGCUCAAAUUUUUGAUCCAUUAGGUUUAGUAGCACCUGUCACAGUGACCGCGAAGAUCAUAAUGCAGAAACUAUGGUCACUCAAACUUAAUUGGGAUGAAAGCUUACCAGCGGAACUACACACUUUGUGGUGCGAAUUUUUAAACGCAUUUCCGGAAUUAACCAAUAUUUCAAUCCCUCGGCAUGUAGUUACAAACAAGCAUCAAAUAGAAAUUCAUGGUUUUUGCGAUUCAAGUCAAAACGCAUAUGGCGCUUGCGUGUAUUUACGUUCCCAGAAUCCCAGUGGGAACUAUGAAGCACGAAUUUUAUGCUCAAAAAACCGAGUUGCCCCUUUGCAAACACAGACCAUUCCCAGACUUGAACUGUGCGGCGCAGUUCUCUUAGCUAGAUUAGUUCAUAAAGUUAAGCAAGCCUUGAUGUCCAGGAGUGUCAUUACUGGACUGAUUCCACUAUUGUGUUAG